AGCCGGUGUGUCUGCUUCUCAGCAAGCGCAUUUUAUCCUGCACUCUACUCACUAUUUGGUGUUUGGAUUUGUUGUAUUGUGCGAUUGAAAAAAAAACUGAGAUCUAAAUAAUCCCAUUAACAAACAUUCAUGCUGUUUAUCCAGCGUGCGGCUGCUGCGCAAUCAGUUUGCUUCUGCCUCCUUUUUGACGCAUUGGAUUUAAAGGCGAAGCAGCGGAGUUAGAUUUAGAGUUGGAGUUAUAUAUGGCUGCCUUUUUGUAGCUGUUUGGUAAUGUAGGAUACCCAAGAAGAAGAAGAAGAAGAAGAAAUGACUGUUAUUGAUUGGCUCUGUGCCUUUCGUUAAAUUUGGGAUAAGGGACGAAGAAAGGCAAAUUUGUCCCGAGACACCCGAAGAAGAAACCCGCCGGACGGACAGUCGGGGCCAAACUGGAAGGCGUCCAGCUGGUAGGCUGAGCAGUCAACAGAGAGCCUCACAAAGCAGGACACAGUGAGGGCAGUUGGGAUAGCCUAUCAAGAUAUCCACCCCUGCUGGAUCAUGGGUAACCACAAUGGCAAAGACAGCCAUGUCCCUACAGGUUCUCCUUUAGAUUUCUUCCAAACGCCUCCUACCACACCCUCACAGGCAGAGCUGACUGUCAUGGCCUUAUCCUCUGCAGCUUCCUCUGAUAAGGCACAAACUCCUCCAGCAGCUGGCAGCACCACCACCUCUCCAUUCACAGAGUGGACACAGCAGCUGUCGGCUCCCUCAGAAUGGGCUGUAAUCAGCGUUGACAGCGUCGCUGCCUCAGAGACAAAUGUGAGCGAUGCAGCAGCGAGAAAUGAGGCAGCGGUGGGCAGUCCGGCCACUCCAGUACCGCUGCCUUUAUCCAGAGGUUCGCCUUCAGAGCCUUGUUCGAAUGAGAGAGACAGCAGGCUGGAGCCACAGGCUACAGCAGAGAGAGCUGGAGAGGAGAUGACCUUGGUUUUACUCAGUCUAAUGGAGCACUACAGGGCCUCACUGGGCCUAACACCCAGCACUGAUAUUACCACAGGAGCAGUAGAGCUGCUUCGGCAUUUGAUAGCAGAAAGAGAAGAGCUGGUUGAAGAGGUGGAGACCCUGAAGGAGACACUCAGGACAGAGAGGUUGGAGUGGCAGCAGUUCCAGUGUGACCUACAGGUCGCUGUGUCUGUUGCCGACCGGCUCCGGGUUGAGUCAGAGCAGGCUCUGGGUUCACUCCAGGAGAGCCACAGGACUGUAAAGGAGCAGCUGGCACAGGCCCUCAGCAAACAGCAGGACACGGACCGAGAGCUAGAGAGGCUGAGAGCUGAACACAAAGACGCCUGCUGCAAACUGGCUGAACUGGAGAAGCAGCAGCAGCAGGAUCGAGCAGAGCUCGAUGCCCUCAGAGGUCAAACAUAUAAAGAUGCAGAUAAACCAGACUCUGAGGAGCAGCAGGGGGAAAUGCUUGAAGUUACAGAGGAAGCUGAAGCAGGGACAGAAGCUCAUGAAACAAAUCAAGAGGUGGAUGCUACAGAAAAAGGCUGUGAUCCUGAGGAGACAAGCGAAUCAAAAAAUGUGCAGCUGAAAGGGAAAGGGGUGGCAGAGGCAUACAUUCGCAGUUUGACUGCCCUGGAGAAGAAGAAAGGUGACGGACGUGGACAGAAAGAUCCCAGAAAGAUUGUGAUGCUCUCUGAGAGAUCCUGGAGUCUCUCUCGUCUCCCGCUUCCAACAGACUCUUUAAAUCCAAAUGGGGCUUCAAAAAACUUGAGUACAACAUUGCCACUGUGCAAGAAAGAAGAGCCGACAAAAGGGAGGCGGAUGGACCGAAUUUUACAGAGGCAGGACAGCUGGUCGAGCUUUUACACAGGAAAACGGGAUGACGAACAAAGCUCAGAUUCCUUCAAACCUCAGGAUGGUUUCAGUGCUCUGCUGAGGCGCCAUGGUGGCUCCAGGAGAAACUCCCUGCUGCGCUGGUGCCAAACUCGCACUCAAGGUUAUAAGAAUAUUGAGAUCACCAACUUCAGCAGCAGCUGGGAAGAUGGUUUGGCGUUCUGUGCUGUUUAUCACACCUAUUUACCAACUCGCAUCCCCUAUGACAGCCUGAACCCAGCUGAUAAGAAGGCAAACCUGAAGCUUGCUUUUAAGACGGGAGAGAGUGUCGGGAUCUCUGCCACACUAACAGUGGAGGAGAUGCUGAAGGCAGAAGGACCAGACUGGCAGAGGGUCUUGGGAUAUGUCGAAAGUAUUUUCCGCCACUUUGAGAUGUGAAGUCUUCCGCCUUCGUUUUUUUAUUUCUAUAAUUAUGAAUCAGGAGCUGAACCACGGAGACACAAGACGGAGCUCAGCUCUCUAAACUAAAACACGCUGGCAAUACUGGACUCCAUGACUUAAGUUUAGGUACCAGAACAAUCUUUUUCACAGAAACAAGUGGAAGAAACUAAAUAGCAUUUCACUAUCUGAGCCAUUUUUAAAAAAAAAAAAAAAAAUCUUAAACAUGCACAGAAGUUAUUCUGGAUCUGAAUACCUGGCUCGAUGAAUGUGCACAAGACACAAAUCUAAAUAUGCCAGAAAGACUGCACACUGAACUACUUCCACAUAAACUGGGUGCCAUCUGCACUGGUUUUGCACAGUUUGCCUUGGUGAAGGGGGAAAAAAAGCACUUUUGGAAAUGUAGUGUAGGUUCCAGAAUCUGGGUCACUUUAUUUAUCUCGACUAAUAUUUUUAUCCUGAACUUCUUCUGCCACAAUAUGUAUUUAUGCAUCAAAGCCUAAGAGCUGUAUAAGGUAGAUAUGUAUUCAGAUUUUAUAUGCUGGAAUAGUGAUCUUUUAACCCCAAAUCCUAUAUGUAAAAGAAAAAUUGCCUUU
This is a messenger RNA of Pundamilia nyererei, 2843 nucleotides long. Its product is annotated as cytospin-A-like. The transcript has 12 exons. The record is from RefSeq and is a predicted model, not a curated record. Gene Ontology annotation, molecular function: protein binding. Lineage: Eukaryota; Metazoa; Chordata; Actinopteri; Cichliformes; Cichlidae. The coding region runs from base 535 to 2247 and encodes 570 amino acids.